UAUGAUGCCAAACCUGCAGACAAGCUUCGGGUGUUGGAGGCCUCUGUCCGAAAGAAGCGCGAUGAGGCAGGCCGAAUCCUUGUCGAAACGUUCUUUAGCAAGGAAAAAGAGUCCACCAGUGCAGAAGUUAUCUUGCAGUUCCUUCUGAAAUGUGGGCCGGACCAGAUGAGUCAGCAGAAUUCACAGAUACCCUGGAGCUUUGUCCUCCUGAAGAAUUCCUGAGACUGUGUAAAGAAAAGGCUGGAGAGAUCUAUCCAAUCAAAGAAAGAAAGAACCGCACUCGUCUGGCUCUCAUUAUAUGCAAUAUAGAGUUUAACAAUCUCCCUCCGAGGAGUAGGGCUGAGGUUGACAUCGAAGGGAUGAAGAGGUUGCUUGAGGGCCUGGGCUACAGCGUGGAUGUGAAAAAACAACUCACAGCCACGGAGAUGCAGUCAGUGUUGCAGGAAUUUGCUGCCCGCCCAGAGCACAGGUCCUCAGACAGCACUUUCCUGGUGUUCAUGUCUCACGGCUUCCUGGAAGGAAUAUGUGGAACUACACAUAGUGAAGAACAACCAGAUAUGUUAUCCUUAGACACCAUCUUCCAGAUUUUCAACAACAACAACUGCCAGAGUCUAAAGGACAAACCGAAGAUUAUCAUUGUCCAGGCCUGCAGAGGUGAAAAGAAAGGAAUAUCGUGGCACAAGGACUCUCUAUCAGUCUCAGCAGACAGCUCUUCACAGUCAUCUGAGAACCUGGAAGAGGAAACUAUUCACAACGCCCACAUGGAGAAAGACUUCAUUGUUUUCUGGGCCUCAACACCACAUAAUUUGUCCUGGAGAGAUGAAACACAGGGUUCUCCCUUCAUCACACGACUCAUCACAUGCUUACAAAAAUAUUCUUGGUGCUAUCACCUAGAAGAAGUAUUUCAGAAGGUAAUCUUCUCUUUCCUUUACUACUCAUUCAUUCACGAGUUCAAGAAGCAUUUAUUACUAUUCAUCUUUUAAGUGAAUGCCAAACUUCAUUAGGGAAGUGAAAGCAGAGCGGUGCCUAGCCUCUAUCAUCCGUGUGUUUAAAAUCGGGUUUAAAAAAGAAUAUGCCAAUAUACCACAGCUGGAAAUUGAAGUAGAACAAAAUAAUAUAAAACAUAAGUUUGUAUGUUAUGGGUUGUAAGUUCUUAAAAUUCAGAGAAGGGAAAGAGUAUUUUGAAGUAAUUUUCAUUGCUUAACUUAUUCAACAAAUACAUGUUGAGUGGCCUACUAGGUAAUGGGCACUAUGCUGGUGACGCAGGUGGAAAUGAGAUAGAUAUGACAUCAGCCUCCCUGGAACGUAAACUCUCGUGAGGGAAAUGGGUACUAAACAAGCAGACCAGCAAGCAGAUGUGUGAUUACAGAUUGUGAUAGGAUUCACAAACAAAAAUACCUGGGACAUGUGAGAGAGAAUAACAGAAGAGACAUUCUUUGAAUGUAGUAGCCCAAAGGAGAAGAUGUGGUGUUUCUUCCCCAGUCAGAACAUUCCUCUCGUUCCUUCCUGAUUUACUUUUCUCUAGACCUCUUCGCACCACCCAUUGAGUAUAUACUUUCUUUAUUAGUUUGUUUUUUACCUAUAUUUACUCACUAGAAUGCAAGCCUUAUGAAGUCAGGGAUUUCUUCAGCACCUCAUCAUGCCUAGCAUGUAGUAGACAUCAACUAAUAUUCAUUGAAUAGAUAAAUAUAUGAAUGAAUGAAUAGAUCUUAUCCUCUUUUUUGAGGGAAGGUGAGUGGUAUUACGAACACAGGAAAUUGUGGUUGCUUUUCAAUUCAAAAUUGUAGAGAACAGUAAAACUCCUGUGGGAAAAGAGGGUUGUUACGUUUGGUGGGGUUAGAGAAGAUAGUAUCAAAACUCUCAGUAUUUCUGGGAAUAGGAACUUGGUAAGUUAGGUGCUGGUGAAUAAAUAGGAGUUAGGCAUUGUGCUUUCAAGGGUAUUCCUGAGAAAAGACUAAAAAUAGCAGGUUUAGGGAAGUAGGAUUUCAUUGAUCAGUGCAUGGUAGAGGGCUUCAGAGGUCAGCUUAGCUGGGGGAACAUGAAAGUUAUUUAUUGCUCAGAUCUUACAGGAAUCCUGGAAUUUGAAUCUUAGGGGAGUGAGGGAUCAGCCAUGGUGGGGAUAACUGAGAUCCAGUUCUCAGAAACAGAAAAUAGGGGAAGUGGAGGUUAAAGGUAUUAGAUCAUGCAUGAAGUGUUUAUUUUGAGGUAAAGAACACAGUCUGGCACAGUCACUUCUAAGAGUAGAGUGGAAGUGGCAGAGAGUUAGAAUUUCUGUGGUCUUGGUACCAUCCACCCUAGGAAUGCCCUCCAUUCCCAGCAUUUUCUAGUCCAUUGUGCAAAAUGCUUUCUGUAAAUACACAAGAGACAUGUCUCAUCUGGAACCUUUUUUUUUUUGUUUUUUGUUUUUAGGUACAACGAUCGUUUGAAAAACCACCUGUUAAAAUCCAGGUGCCCACUAUUAAACGGCACACUUUGAUAAGAUGCUUCUACCUCUUUCCUGGCAAUUAAAAAUAGUAAAUAUCAACAGUUUUUAUUGACAAAUGAAACAUAUAGGAGAGUAAUAUUGGUGAUGAGGUCCAGUGACUAACGAUAACUGAUUGCUUAAAUGGUCAACUUAUGUUCUUUGCUGACAUACCCUCCCUCAUCCUUAAAAUCAAUCAAUCAAGGAGGUAAGCAAAACCAAACUAGGGAGAGAUUAACAAUGAAGGACAGAGGGUAGCAAUUUUUAAAAUAGAAAUGUAGUCAUGCUUCCAUGAUUAAUUUUUCCCUUCCUCCGUUUCUUCCUUUCUCUCUCUCUCUCAUUCACACACACACACACACACUCACUGAGUUACCAAACAUGCAUUGAAUCUUAGAAAAACAGACUAUGGAGAAAUCAGUACUAUGGUUCUCUUGAGUGCAUGGAUAAUGGAUAUCACAUUACUGACAUUGAGCCACUACUGCUAGACCAAAAAAAUAAACCAAACCCAUUGCCUUCAAGUCUAUUCCGACUCAUAGCAACCCUAUAGGACAGGGUAGAACUGGCCCAUAGAGUUUCCAGGGAGCAACUGGAGGACUCGAACUGCUGACCUUUUGGUUAGUAGCCGUACCUCUUAACAACUAUGCCACCAGGGCUUCACUAUAUCCUGGACUGUGAAGUUUGUGGUGAUUCAGGCUCUGGUUCUGAUUGUUUUGCCAAUGUAGAUCACAGGCCACUUAGUUUUUUCUCAGACACUCAAUUACAGUUUAGAAUCUCCUUCAAGCACCAAUGUUAACAUUUAAACACUUUUGAGAGGGUCAAAAUAUCUUCAAAUAUUUUCAUUUAAGAGUUUUAGAGUUUAGAGUCAACACUUAUGUUAUUCACAACAGUUUUAUAUAACAUUACAUUAUAAGCAUAUUAUUAGUGUUCUCACUUUUAGAAAUAUACUUCACAUUAUAGUUUCUAGUAAAAUUUAUUUCAGUAUUGCAACUCUUUACCCAUAUAAUGUCUUAUUCCUGGUUUUUGACAUCCAGUAACACAACUGCAUAGGGAUAGCUCAGAAGAAUGGCUUUCAGUAUCUUAUUAGUUCAAUAAUACCACAUAUGGGCAUUGAAUUAUUUAUUUGACUAAUAUUUACCGUGUGCCAGCUUCUGUUCUAGAUGCUUGGAAUAUACCAAUAAGCAAAGUAAAUCAUGUCUUUGCUCUCAGAAAUCUUACACUCUAGUGAAAAGAGGCAGACUCUAAGGACAUAAACAAGUAAAUAUAUAUUAGAGAGUGAGAAGAACUAAGAAGAAAAAUAAUGGAGAAUAAGGAGACACUGAGUGAUGGAUGUUGUACUGUUACAAAUUGAUUAUUCAGGAAAGGCUUCUUUAAAGUAACGAAAUUA
Messenger RNA from Trichechus manatus latirostris (Florida manatee), 3845 nucleotides. Its product is annotated as caspase-4-like. Gene Ontology annotation, cellular component: NLRP3 inflammasome complex; IPAF inflammasome complex; AIM2 inflammasome complex. Bases 150 to 983 code for a protein of 277 amino acids. Gene Ontology annotation, molecular function: caspase binding; cysteine-type endopeptidase activity. Lineage: Eukaryota; Metazoa; Chordata; Mammalia; Sirenia; Trichechidae. Gene Ontology annotation, biological process: regulation of inflammatory response; proteolysis. The record is from RefSeq and is a predicted model, not a curated record. The transcript has 6 exons.